UUUAUGAUGCAAUUUUAAACAAAAUAACAUUUCAAACACUAUUUACCCGUAUUUAUUCUUGUCUAACUUCUUUCGUCUUUAGUUUGUUUUUAUCUAGAAAUCUGGAAAUAAAAAUGGCGACCGAAAAGGAUUUAAUAAAUGCUGUAAGAGAAUCGCUUAAAGUCGACGGAGAAUUAGGCAGAAUAAAAGCUGCGAUGUGUACGCAAGUCAUAAAACUAUUGGAUAAUUCGAACAAAGGAAAUACAGUAAAGCUUCCAAAGCCGUCUCAAGACAUUAUGCUUUUAAACGAACUUGUGCGAGAAUAUUUAGAUUGGAUGGAGUACAAAUAUAGCUCCACCGUAUUUACAUCAGAAUGCAACUUGUCAAAACAACCUCUCAACAAAGCUUUACUCGCACAGAGUCUAGGAGUACAGGAAAGCGACAAUAGCAAAGAUUUACCUUUGCUCUGUAGCAUACUGGAAACCAUAAAGAGUUUGAAAAAUACAUAAAUAUGUAUAAUUAUAUCUACAAAUUAAAAUUUAAAAAG
This is a messenger RNA of Colletes gigas, 526 nucleotides long. Its product is annotated as centrosomal protein 20. Gene Ontology annotation, biological process: microtubule anchoring. The transcript has 3 exons. NCBI's taxonomy places the organism in Eukaryota, Metazoa, Arthropoda, Insecta, Hymenoptera, Colletidae. Gene Ontology annotation, molecular function: protein binding. Gene Ontology annotation, cellular component: microtubule organizing center. The record is from RefSeq and is a predicted model, not a curated record. The coding region runs from base 114 to 488 and encodes 124 amino acids.